Tricharina praecox is the source of this 1929-nucleotide messenger RNA. Its product is annotated as Dfp1/Him1, central region-domain-containing protein. Gene Ontology annotation, biological process: regulation of cell cycle phase transition; positive regulation of nuclear cell cycle DNA replication. The record is from RefSeq and is a predicted model, not a curated record. Gene Ontology annotation, cellular component: Dbf4-dependent protein kinase complex; nucleus. The transcript has 5 exons. Bases 1 to 1929 code for a protein of 642 amino acids. Gene Ontology annotation, molecular function: nucleic acid binding; zinc ion binding; protein serine/threonine kinase activator activity. NCBI's taxonomy places the organism in Eukaryota, Fungi, Ascomycota, Pezizomycetes, Pezizales, Pyronemataceae.
AUGACGACGCACACGACGACAACGACUACGACCAGGAGGGCACCCCUCACCAACAACCCCAACGCGAUCAACUCUCCGUUCCAGAUGACAGCGGCCUCCACCAAACGCUCGCGGUCCCAGAGCGCACAGAAGGACGCCUCCUUCGGCCAACCCCCGCCGAAAAAACAGGCCGUCGACAUCAACCCGGCGAUCCUACGUACGCCUGUUCGUCGUUCGCCUACUACUACGGGUGCACCACCGCCUUUUGUCGAUAUCGCCGGUCGUGGGCGUAAAGUUCAGCCGGAUGCUCCCUUCGCAAUCGAUUCCACCUCCCACGCCGAGCGUGCUCGUAAGGCUUCAAAGGCUGUUGUGCAGCAGAUACCUCAAGCACCCGGUGCCGACCAGCAGACGUUGGAUGUGAGAGCCUGGCAAAAGCAUUAUAGGAAGGCUUUUCCAGCAUAUGUUUUCUUCUUUGAGAGCAUUCCGCAGGAUGUCCUGUUGAAGGCACAGAAGCAGAUUUCGACCUUGGGAGCGACGUGUGAGAAAUAUUUUUCGGCAAAAGUCACCCAUUUGAUCACCAACCGUACCCUACCGUACGACAACUCCUACGCUGCGACUGCUAAAUGGAACUCGCGAACCACUGUCAAUCCGGCGUUGAUAGAUCAGAGGGCGGAUCAGCGCAAGAGUACACGUGGUGGUGGAACCGAUAUCUUACUCAAAGCACGAGAGUAUGGUAUGAAGAUCUGGGCUACCGAAAAGCUUGACCGCGUACUCAAUGUGCUUUUCGGAUUCCCCGCCGAGAGACCUUCGUUGACGGCCCCAAGCCGUCGGGAUGCACCCACCCACUCGAAGUACGUGGAGACACAGCCCAAUGUCGACCUCUCACAUCUGCUGCGCAAUGAGAGACUCCACGGUCCCACGGAUCGUGACCCUAAUGUGGCUGCCAAAGAUCUGCACUACUGGAAAGGACCCUACAUCUACAUCCACGACAUGUUUGGUAUCAACCGUCCUGUCAUCGUGCGGGAGUAUCCUAAAGUGCAGCGACGGGAGGAUGGCACGUGGCCGCAGUUCCGGAGUGUCAGUGGAGGAAAAUGCCCUUUCAUCGAAGAGGCAGUUCACCAGCGACGGGAUAGGGAACGAGGCAUUGUUAGGGAGAAAGUCGAGCAGCCGAAGGCAGCCGAGAAGGAGCGAUCGAAGGUCGCUGCUGCUACGGCAGAGGCACGCAAGGACAUCAAGCUGAUAAAGGAGGCUAAGCCUGUGUCUAAGCGUAUCCUUGCCGAGCUCAACGCUGCCAAUGGCAAGGCUACCACUGCCCGCCCCGCCAUUGAGGCCCCGAAACGCGGCACUCGCCUCGAGGGCACUGUUGCCUUUACCGCCACGAACGAGUCCGCGUCCCAAGCUGGCCGUCGCUCCAAUGUUGAACCUUGCGCAUCUGGUGUGCAGCCAUCCAAUGUUACUUCUGCUAUCCGUUCGCAAAUGGUUUCCUCUCACCAAGACCAGCCCGGCCACCGUGCUGGAACUAGCAAGGAAAUCCAUGCACUGCACAGGAAAGUAGCUGGUAACGUUUUGAUGGGUAAUCCAGCUGCGAAGUCUGCCAAUAUGGCACGACGAUCGACCGAUCUCCUCGCGAGAGCUGCCGAAAACGAGGCCAAGGCACGGGAUGUCGAUGGACGCUCGAAAUUGCUCAAGCCGGUAGAGGAGGAUGUUGGAUGCACGAAUCAACGGGCGGAGCGCAGUCGUGAGACGCCGGUAAUCAAGAAGAAGACUAAGGCGGAGCCCAAGCCCGGUUACUGUGAGAACUGCCGAGAGAAGUUUGACGAUUUCGAAGAGCACACUCUAUCGCGGCAACAUCGCAAGUUUGCUACCAACAACAAGAAUUGGGAGGAUCUCGACGAUCUUCUCACGCAACUCCGUCGACCAACGAAGGGACCCAGCAGACGCUAUCUUUGA